AAAUUAAUUGUAAGUAAUUGUAUCUUUUUGUUUCAGGUUCAUAAACGCGAGGAGAAGGAUAGUACAGCCAAUGAUAGACCAGUCAAAUAGAGCAGUGUUUUCCCCGCACGCAGGUCCCAGCGGUGCUUAUAGCCCCGACGCCACCAUGGGUUACAUGAUGGAUGGGCAGCAGAUGAUGCACCGACCGCCUGGAGAAGCAGCUUUCCACAACCAAUACGCCCAUUACCCAGCAGAAUACUACGGACACCACCUGUGAGGUCACACGCACACAACGACAAUGAACUUUGAAAUAAGCAACUUUUAAAUGUGAUUAUUCUCUGUACAAAAUGUAAAUGUAGUGACCCAGUGUUUAGUUAACAAAGAGUAAAAAGAAAAAAGAAACGGGAUGGACUUGUACAAAAGAAAAAA
Agrilus planipennis (emerald ash borer) is the source of this 408-nucleotide messenger RNA. RefSeq names its product homeobox protein homothorax-like. Lineage: Eukaryota; Metazoa; Arthropoda; Insecta; Coleoptera; Buprestidae. The transcript is spliced from 3 exons. The coding region runs from base 71 to 256 and encodes 61 amino acids. The record is from RefSeq and is a predicted model, not a curated record.